AUGGCGGUAGAAAUUGCGAUGGGUAUUCAGCCGGGGUUCUCACGGAUUCCCAAGGGCGUGCUUGACCCUAUCUGCGAACGCUACGGUGUUGGAAAGAAGUACCCGUCCGAGUUGUGGAAACGGGUCAAAACCCAGAUCGACAACACCCAGGAGCUGGACCUUUCAAACGAGGAACGAAGUGGGCGGCCGUCGCUUCUCACCCCUUCAAAGAUUGCGGCGCUCAAGACAGUCAACAGCCAGAAUCGGUCAUCCACCCUCCGGCAGGUGUCCGACCAGCUGACCGACCUCGGGCUGGAGUUCGGUAAGGACACCGUGAGGCGGUGGUUCAGCAAGUUAGGGGCGGCAAAGAAGGCUGGACGCAUCAAGCCGUCCCUUUCCGACGCCCAGAAGAGGCACCGAAUGGACUUCAUCUCCGACCGGGUGGACGAACCGAUUGGGGAGUACCUCGACCAGGGAAACGUCGUCCACCUGGACGAGAGUUGGUUUUACCUCAUGAGGGAGAAAGAGAAAGUUCGAGUGUUCUCAGGCGAGGAUGUCCCGGGGCCCCCUCGCGUUCCACACGAGAGCCACCUUCCAAAGAUCAUGGUCAUUGUGGCAAACGCUCGCCCGGACCCUGCCCACGACUUCGACGGCAAGAUCGGCAUCUGGCGGAUUUGUGUCAUCGAAACCGCCCAGCGAUCGUCCAAGAAGAGUACGAGUUCGACUGCACCAUCGACGCGGAGUGGAUGGCGCGAGCCCCCACACGGNCGAAACCGCCCAGCGAUCGUCCAAGAAGAGUACGAGUUCGACUGCACCAUCGACGCGGAGUGGUACAAGGACUGGUACAUCGACGUACUUCUGCCUGCGAUCAAGGAGAAGAUGCCUUGGCUUCGUUCAAAGCGCGUGGUAGUGCAGCAGGAUGGCGCGAGCCCCCACACGGGCAAAGGGAAUCCAGAGAUUCUCAACUCGGCGGGGAUAGCGCGGGGGUGGUUGGUAGAGCUUGUGACUCAGCCUGCCCAGUCGCCUGAUUUAAACAUUAACGACUUGGGCUGCUUCGCAUCUCUCAAGCCAAGGGUGUGGGGGGUGAACGCGUUUUCGAUAGACGAGUUGGUGUAG
This is a messenger RNA of Ectocarpus sp. CCAP 1310/34, 1095 nucleotides long. The record is from the annotation of a GenBank genome assembly. Lineage: Eukaryota; Phaeophyceae; Ectocarpales; Ectocarpaceae.